UACUUUUUGGGAAAUAAUGAAGAUUGAACGGGCAGAGGAGAGGCAGAGGUUGUAUGCAGAGUCAAUGGUACGAGAGGUCAUUGACCGCUACCUGAAGUACGAAUGCUCGAUGGCAGGGCACACGAUUUUUCACCUGGCUGCCACACAAGACAACGCAGAGGUCCUCUCGCACCUCCUCUCCAACUGCCCGAGCGCAAAUGUGAACAUCCUCACAGCCGAUGGCAGCGGAAUGACGCCUCUGCACUGCGCCAUCAGAGCGGAAUCCACGGAGACAUUCGACGUCCUGAUGUCCCACCGAGAAGUGGACGUGAACGCCGUCCUGAAAUCGAGAGUAGGUCUCGCACGGCCGCCAUGGACGGAACUGACAUUGUACACCUGGUGGACCCGGAAGAAAUCCGAACGGUUCCGAUUCUACGAGGCGAGCUGCGUGUCCGACACCCCUCUCCACCUCGCAAUUCGCUGCUGCAGCUCCUUCACUCUGCGAAGAAUGGUCAUGAAGUUCUGCAACCAUCCCCGAUUCCAGCCCAACAUCUACAACAAGUUUGGCGUCCUCCCGCUGGAUAUGGCCUGGCUCCCAUCCUCGUGCAGCUUGCAAUCCGGGAACAGCUCGAUCCACCUGCACUCGUCCUCGACAUGCUCGAGCGCCACCCGGGGAACGAGCUGCUCAUGAACGAGGUCAACAGCAUGAAGACGGGUGCUCUGAACUUCGUCAACACCGUGCUGGUCGCGGCCGCGCUGCUUGGAGGGGUAACAUUCAGUGCUCUGCUACAACCGCCAUUCGGUGCCGCCUUCGGUUACAAUGCCUUCUGGACGAGCAUAUUCUGGACCUACAAUUGCAUGUCCUUCUACUUCUCCAUGUACACGAUCCUGUGCUGCCUGGGCACGUCCAUCUCCACGCAGCAGCACAUGCAGCGCAUCACGGGCUUAUUCAUCAACACCACGUCAAGGUCUCUGCGCGUCUUCUACGACCAUGAGCAGGCCCAGCUCGUCAUCCCCCUCGUCUUCUGUGUCGUGUCCGGAAUGGUAGCCUUCAUCGGGGCGGGCUUUGCCAACCUGCCUCCGGACGCUCGAGUCGCCAUGCUGGUCUGCACGAUUGUGGGUGCUGUUUUCGUUCUCAUCCAGGCCGCUCACCGUAUCAUCUUCACGUUCAAGAACGCUUUACUUUACCUCGACCUCGAACCUACGGUCGAGACGUGGUUCCUGAAUAGUUUAAUGAUAGUAAUGAAGGCUUGGCUAGGAGCCUUAAAUAUUCAAUUUAAUUCCCGAAAGCUAUUAGUCAUGAGCUCUUCGAAUCCUUUAGAUCGGAACGAGGUUUUCACGCGGGGCAAGUUAUUGAUUCUUCCUCUCCACUUCUUGGCUAUUUUCGGCAUUACAUAUUACAUAUGGACACCCCUCUCCACCUGGCAGUUCGCUGCUGCAGCUCCUUGACACUGCGUAG
Marchantia polymorpha subsp. ruderalis is the source of this 1438-nucleotide messenger RNA. The record is from the annotation of a GenBank genome assembly. NCBI's taxonomy places the organism in Eukaryota, Viridiplantae, Streptophyta, Marchantiopsida, Marchantiales, Marchantiaceae.